This is a messenger RNA of Tribolium castaneum (red flour beetle), 2138 nucleotides long. RefSeq names its product hexamerin 3 (gene HEX3). The transcript has 4 exons. The record is from RefSeq and is marked provisional. Lineage: Eukaryota; Metazoa; Arthropoda; Insecta; Coleoptera; Tenebrionidae. Bases 1 to 2088 code for a protein of 695 amino acids.
AUGAAACUCCUAGUGGCUUUUCUGGCACUGUGUGCCUUUGCAUCGUCAUACCCCCAACAGCAAAUAAGCGAUAAGGGGCUCCUCCAGAAGCAAAAGGACGUCCUUAGACUGUUCAGGUACGUUAACCAGCCCAGCUACUAUAAAGAUUUCAACGAAAUUGCCCAAAAUUUUGACUUGGAACAAAACUACAACAACUAUGCUAACCCGGAAGUACCAAAGUACUACUACCAAAUCUACCAGUAUGGCUUGCUUCCAAGGGGCCAGGUCUUCUCAGUUUUCUACCAGGAGCAUUUGCAACAAGCUAUCGCCCUUUAUAAGCUUUUUUACUACGCUAAGGACUACCAAACGUUCUACAAUACGGCCGUUUGGGCGCGUCAGUACAUCAACGAAGGGGUUUAUUUGUACUCCUUAUCUGUGGCAAUAGUGCACCGAAACGACACCUAUGGGGUUGUUUUGCCCCCAAUUUACGAAACCUACCCGUACUACUUUUACAACAACGAGGUGAUCCAACAAGCUCAAAGGUACAAGCAACAGUACGAUGGUAAAAGUUAUACCAUCAAUGCCAACUAUUCGGGGUACUACCUCAACUUGAACCCGGAACAGUCCUUGUCGUACUUUACCGAAGAUGUGGGGAUCAACUCCUUCUACUACUACUAUAAUGUUUACUAUCCCUUCUGGUUGGGUGGUCAAGACUUCAACUACCAGAACGACCUAAGAGGCGAGUUGUUCUACUAUGUGUACCAACAAAUCCUAGCCCGGUACUACCUUGAACGUUUGUCCAACGGUUUCGGGGAAAUCCCCUAUUUCAACUAUGAAGUACCGUUCGAAAAUGGGUACUACCCCUCGUUGCAGUACCCCAACGGUUUGUUCUUCCCCCAAAGACCGAACUUUGCCAACCUGUACGAGUACUUCUACAACUAUGGGCAAAAGUACGGUACCAACAAGUACGCCUACAGUUACACCUUCGUCCAGGAUUAUGAACGCAGGAUUCGGGAGGCGAUUGACCAAGGCUACGUUUACACACCUGAAGGCCAGAAAAUCAACUUGUACACAGAGCAAGGGUUGAAUAUUCUGGGCAAUUUGAUUGAGUCUAACCCAGAUUCGCCCAACUACCGGUACUACGGUGCCUUGCAAGUCUAUGGUAGACACCUCCUGGGCUAUUCGUACCAACCCUUGAACCAGUACCAAGUGGCACCUUCUGCCCUUGAACAUUUCGAAACGUCGCUCCGUGACCCAGCCUUCUACCAGUUCUAUAAAAGGGUACUUUUGUACUUCCAGCAGUACCAGAACAACUUACCGGCCUACACGGCCCAAGACUUGUCGUACCAAGGUGUGGAAGUGACCAAUGUCCAGUUUGACCGACUUGUUACCUACUUUGACUAUUUCUACACUGAUUUGAGUAACGCAGUUUACGUCACUCCGGAGGAGUUUAACGGGGAACGAGUCCAAAUCCGGGCCAGGCAGUACCGUCUCAACCACAAAGCUUUCACUUACAAGAUCUACGUUAAGUCGAGUCAAGCCCAGAAAGCCAGUGUUAGGGUUUAUUUGGGCCCGAAGUACGACGAAUAUGGACGGUACCUCAAUAUAAGCCAAAAUAGGCUAAACUUUGUACAGUUUGAUCAUUUCGUGUACCAACUCCAAGCUGGGGAAAACACAAUCGAGCGCAAUUCCCGCCAAAGUUAUUUCUACCAAAACGACCGAACUAGUUACCAGGAGUUGUACCAAAAGGUUUUGGGGGCGCUGGAUGGCAAUGGGCAGUUUAGUGUCGAGCCAAAUGAGGCCUAUUUUGGAUUUCCGCGCAGGUUCCUCUUGCCCAAGGGUAAUUAUGGCGGCUACGAGUACCAGUUUUACGUCAUUGUGAGUCCAUACGUGCCUUACCAAGGCCAACAAACCGACUCGAAAUACUACUACCCAAGGGUGGGAAGUGGUGCCCAGUACCUGGACAACUACCCCUUGGGUUACCCCUUCGAUCGUCCGGUUCACUACGACCAAGUGUACAACAACAUCCCCAAUUCGUUCGUCUACAGUGCGAAAAUUUACCACCGUGAUGUGGAAGAUAUCAAUGCAUCUAGUGCGUCCAGUCAAUAGAAUUUGAUUUUGUGACGUGUAAUUUUUUGCAAUAAAUAAAAGUUUGAUUG